Cynocephalus volans (Philippine flying lemur) is the source of this 2061-nucleotide messenger RNA. RefSeq names its product collapsin response mediator protein 1 (gene CRMP1). NCBI's taxonomy places the organism in Eukaryota, Metazoa, Chordata, Mammalia, Dermoptera, Cynocephalidae. Bases 1 to 2061 code for a protein of 686 amino acids. Gene Ontology annotation, molecular function: hydrolase activity, acting on carbon-nitrogen (but not peptide) bonds. The transcript has 14 exons. The record is from RefSeq and is a predicted model, not a curated record. Gene Ontology annotation, cellular component: cytoplasm.
AUGGCGGACCGGCGGCGCGCGUGGAACACGGAGGACGACCUGCCCGUGUACCUGGCGCGGCCGGGCAGCGCGGCGCAGACCCCGCGCCAGAAGUACGGCGGCAUGUUCGCCGCGGUGGAGGGCGCCUACGAGAACAAGACCAUCGACUUCGACGCGUACAGCGUGGGCCGCCGCGGCUCGGCGCGCACGCCGCGCGGGGCUGGCCGUCCCGACGCCGUCGGCCUGCCGGGGCCUGGCGGCAGCGAGGACACGGCCAGCGACGCGAGCGAGCCCUCGGGCUCGGUGCUCAGCUCCCCGGGCGAGCGCGACGAGCGGCCGCCGGCGCUGCGCCUCCGCUGCCCCGCGCCCCGCCACCUGCCACUCGGCCGGGACAAUGGCCAGAGUGACCGACUCCUUAUCAAGGGUGGACGGAUCAUCAAUGACGACCAGUCCUUCUAUGCCGACGUCUACUUGGAAGAUGGACUUAUAAAACAAAUAGGAGAGAACCUAAUUGUUCCUGGUGGUGUGAAGACCGUAGAAGCCAAUGGACGGAUGGUUCUUCCCGGGGGUAUUGAUGUCAACACGUACCUACAGAAGCCCGCCCAGGGGAUGACCACGGCUGAUGACUUCUUCCAAGGGACCAAGGCAGCACUGGCGGGCGGGACCACGAUGAUCAUUGACCAUGUUGUUCCUGAACCUGGGUCCAGCCUGCUGACCUCCUUUGAGAAGUGGCAUGAGGCGGCUGACACCAAAUCCUGCUGUGACUACUCCCUCCACGUGGACAUCACAAGCUGGUAUGAUGGUGUUCGAGAGGAGCUGGAGGUGCUGGUCCAGGACAAAGGUGUCAAUUCCUUCCAAGUCUACAUGGCCUAUAAGGAUCUGUACCAAAUGUCCGACAGCCAGCUAUAUGAAGCCUUCACUUUCCUUAAGGGGCUGGGAGCUGUGAUCUUGGUCCACGCCGAAAAUGGAGAUUUGAUAGCUCAGGAACAAAAACGGAUCCUGGAGAUGGGUAUCACAGGUCCCGAGGGCCAUGCACUGAGCAGACCUGAAGAGCUGGAGGCCGAGGCCGUGUUCCGGGCCAUCACGAUCGCGGGCCGGAUCAACUGCCCUGUGUACAUCACCAAGGUCAUGAGCAAGAGCGCAGCGGACAUCAUCACCCUGGCCAGGAAGAAAGGUCCCUUGGUUUUUGGGGAGCCCAUUGCUGCCAGCCUGGGGACUGACGGCACUCACUACUGGAGCAAGAACUGGGCGAAGGCGGCAGCGUUCGUGACCUCCCCUCCCCUGAGCCCGGACCCCACCACGCCCGACUACCUGACCUCCCUGCUGGCCUGUGGGGACCUGCAGGUCACAGGCAGUGGCCACUGUCCCUAUAGCACUGCCCAGAAGGCGGUGGGCAAGGACAACUUCACUCUGAUCCCUGAGGGCGUCAACGGGAUAGAAGAGCGGAUGACUGUUGUCUGGGACAAGGCAGUGGCUACUGGCAAAAUGGAUGAGAACCAGUUUGUCGCUGUCACCAGCACCAACGCAGCCAAGAUCUUUAACCUGUACCCAAGAAAAGGGCGGAUUGCUGUGGGCUCAGACGCAGAUGUGGUCAUCUGGGACCCCGACAAGGUGAAGACCAUAACAGCCAAAAGUCACAAGUCGGCCGUGGAGUACAACAUCUUCGAGGGCAUGGAGUGCCACGGCUCCCCACUGGUGGUCAUCAGCCAGGGCAAGAUUGUCUUCGAGGACGGAAACGUGAACGUCAGCAAGGGCCUGGGCCGCUUCAUUCCCCGGAAACCUUUCCCUGAGCACCUCUACCAGCGUGUCAAAAUCAGGAGCAAGGUUUCUGGAUUGCAAGGGGUUUCCAGGGGCAUGUACGACGGUCCGGUGUACGAGGUGCCAGCCACACCCAAAUAUGCAACUCCCGCUCCUUCAGCCAAAUCUUCGCCUUCCAAACACCAGCCCCCGCCCAUCAGAAACCUCCACCAGUCCAACUUCAGCUUAUCAGGUGCCCAGAUAGAUGACAACAACCCCCGGCGUACUGGCCACCGCAUCGUGGCGCCCCCCGGUGGCCGCUCCAACAUCACCAGCCUCGGUUGA